UUAGUGUGCAGAAGCCAGCAGCUCACCAUAUGUACUACAAGUGGCAAUGUAACUCUGGGGCCCCCAACUAUAGUAAGUUGAAUUGCUUUACGAGAUCAGAAACAAUUCCUCAGUGUCUGUUUUGUUAAUGAAAAUGUUCCCUUUUGAAAACGCUUGUUUAUUUGUUAUGGUCCCUGUUAAGAUUUUAUUCAGAUCCUGCUCAGUGCUGCUAUAAUUUUUAAUGUUAUUUUUGUAAGCGGAAGCAUCUUAAUAUUUUAAUUGAUUUCUUGUAAAAUACCUUUGAACAAUAAGGAUACUGUUUAUUUUUUUCUUUCUGUCUGUAGGUGUCAGAGAACCCGAUUGUGGAAAAACUUAGUGUGGAAAUGGACGUGGAGAAAAUAAGGAAGGAAAGUGCGAUAUACAGGGACCUACAGCCAGGUAGUUUCCUUUUUGAGUAUAGAAGUAAACUCAAUGAUGCGGCCUUCAACAUUGCUCUUGAAAAUCCAACACUGAUUUCAAAUAAGGGGACACUUCUUGAGCAGGCCAAAAAAAAAGUAGAGGACGAUGGGUACCUGUACAAGAAGAAAAAAUCACGGUCUCCAACUCUUAAUGCACCACAACCUGAAAAAUCUGACAAGAUGAAUCCAAGCAUGAGAGCAAAACAACUACAGCAAAUCAGCGAGGAUGUGGACGAAGUUAAAAAGGAAAUCUUUCACUUGGAAAGAUCGCGUGAAAAGGCUAGGAACGUAAACGCCGAUGAGCGGGCUCUCCGGUUAACUAAAGAAAUGGAACCUCUACGAGUCAGGAAACGACAUCUAGAAGAAGAGUUACUUCUUUUGCAGAGAAAAGAAAAGAAGUAUUCAAAAGACAAAGAAAGGAGAGAGAAGAAAAGCACAACAGCUCCACCCGGUGUAAAGCAAGGGAGAAAGCCCAGCUCGUGCAAAAAGGGAAGCUUGGAUUUUUUAAUCAAGCAAAUUGAAGGUAAAGGGCAGAGCAGUCAGAGCAACAGUAACUCCCCAGGACAAGAGAAAGAAGGUGGAGAAGACUCUGGUCGUCAUCAGCUUGAGGGGCAGAACAGUCAGAGCAGCAGUAACUCCCCAGGACAAAUGCAGGAAGGUGGUGAAGACUCUGGUCAUCAUCAGCUUGAGGGGCAGAACAGUCAGAGCAGCAGUAUCUCCCCAGGACAAAUGCAAGAAGGUGGUGAAGACUCUGCUCGUCAUCAGCUUGAAGAGCAGAGUAGUUUCCCGUCGUCAAGUCUUACAAAUGAGUCUUUUUUAGUCCAGAAUCUGGACAGCCAUGUGACUGUCCAGAACUUCUCCUCUACAUUAGUUUGAAGGACAAAGCUGUAGCUGAUGUGAGUAGUUGUCGUAAAGCUGAUGGAAUUUAUCAGUCCUUUUUGUCUGGUAUGACAUUGUUACAAUUUGUGAAGGCAAGGUCUGCAUACUGUUCAAAAGAUCAUGCUGUUGGGUGUCGUGAGUGUAGCGGUUUAAUACAGGCAGCAAAUAAAAUCAUCUCAUCUGGCAUAGCUGAUGUUGCCGAUACGUUUCGCAAAUGUUUUCCACUUGUUAAAUAUCAAUGUUAUAACGCAAAGCGUAGAUUUCUGCAGUUGCCAGUUGUUAUUUUUGAAACCAGCACACAAGGGAAAGGUUCCCAGAGACUGUGUAUGAUUGAGCAACAGUCAGGUGUAGACUAUGUAACAUUUGUCUCUUUGUUUCGUAAGCUGAUUCCAUCUGGCACUGUAUCUGGUGGGAUUAAUAAAGCAACCCUCAGUGGACUUUGCAGUUUAGCUUCUACGGAGUCUGACCGUAAAUUAAUAAAGUAUGCAGCUUGUGCGUCAAGAAAUCUUUCUGAGAAGAAGGCAUCUCAAACUUACGGAAUCUCCAAUUAUGGUGCGCUGAGAAACGAAGUCGAGGGCGCCUUGCAAAAGGCUUGUGAAAUUAGAAAUGAAGUAAUGCAAAUUGCUGCCGUUAAAGAACGAGCUUUUCUUAGAACACUCGGUAUAGAUGUCGCAAGCAGCAGUGAGUCAGAGUCUGAUGAUUCUUCAACUUCGUGUGAGUGGGCUAGUGAUAGUGAACAAUCAGACACAGACAGUGAGAACAUAACAAGAGAAACUAACUGUGAUAAAUUCCAAGCACGCGAAGACGUAGAUGUAAACAGUACUCGCAGUCCAGGCAUACAAGGUCAAAUCAGAACUCAAGAGGGCACAUUAAAGGAAGUAAGCUGUGAUGAAACACAAUUAGAUAUGAACGGCAACUCCGAGUGCUUUCAGGCUACUACACCACAGUUAGAUCCAGAUGCUAGCCUUAACAAGGAAGCUGCCCAGUCUCUCGUUUUCACCCCUACCCAGGACCAUCUGGCAUUGAUGCUAAGAGAAAGUAAUCUUAAUUGGUUUGUUUUUGUUGAUGAGUUGAUAGUUCUUUUGAGGCAAUACAAUACUUCAGUCAUUGAACAGGUCUUGCUUGAUUUUGCACACAACAUGUCUUUUAUGGAUUUCACUGAAGAGGAGGAAAGGUUAAUAGAGCAAUCCAGACAAGCCUAUUUAACUCGAAGUAGACAACAGGCCUUAGGCUGCCAAGACAACAGGGUCGUUACUGACUCAGAAAGUGACAAUCCAGAACAGUGGCUCUCUGUGAAGAAGCUAAAUUCUCCUGAGGGAAUCAAAAUGAUUAAGAAGCAGAGACGUAUUUUACGUUCACAAACAAAACGUGGAGUGGCAAAAGCAAUUGCAAAUAGGUGUUUGUUAAAACGAAAGAUUCCAAGGCGAGUUUCUUCAAUUUUAAAGGAAUUUCCUAGCAUAGGUAGAGACAUUGAGGAAUAUGUGAGGAGCAGGAGGUGUGGUGCAGAUGCAUGGAGGAGGACAGGGGUCGUUACUUUCGAUGGCAACAGAAAGCGGGGACCUAAGGCUUCUUACAAACGUAUUCAAGAGCAUCUCAAACAGAAAUACCAGACAAAGAGGAUCAGUUAUGGAACAGUAGUUCAGCUUUGUACCAUAAGGAACAGAAGGAAGCUAUCAGCUAAACGGUACAAGGGCAUUGCAAAGGUGACAUGCAGGAGGUCACGGAAAGGAUUCAACGUUAAGUAUAAUCCUGAUGCUCACUGGAGCACUUCCUUUUAUAAGGCAUUAGAUGUUUUGCAGCUAGCUGAUGGAUGCAACAAAGUUUUAAUAAAUAGAGACGACCAGGCAGGCUUUCGUCUUGAUACGACGUAUACCCAUAAGGGUCGUGGUGUACUCUGUGAGGAAAUGGAAACCACAACAAGGGUUGAUUAUGUGAACACCUACAGUUCCAUUCUCCAGACGACAUCGUAUCAUGUCAUGGAGUCCAACACUACACCUCAAGCGUGUGCAGGCAUUGUUAAAGCCCAGUAUGUGUAUCCUAAAAAUCCAGCACAGCAUGCUGCAGAUAUGAGAAUGUUAGAAAACCAUUUUGAGUUUUGUGACCAUCUGAAAGAUAAGGAGUUUGACUGCAUCCGAGUUGAUGGACCUCAUGACGAAAAUCCAACAGGAUUGGAAACUCAGUUUCUAUGGACUGAAAGGCAUGUGGUAAAUAGGAAAACAUGCACUAUGGUCACUACACGUCACAGUGGUGGCAGUUAUUUAAACCGUGUAGAGCUACAAAACGGGUGUCUAGCCUUGGCUCACAGCCAUCUUUUCAUACCAUCAACACUCAAUGGCCACAAUUUCAAUGAAAAGGGGUUAGAUUGUGUUAAGCUACGAGCGAACUUAGAUGCUGCAACAGAGGUUUACAUUAACAGGGUGGACGGUGCACCAUGUGGUGAUACACCUAUCCGCCUGUUGAAAGGAGCGGACGAUGAAUAUGCCUCGUAUCUUCAAAACCGUCGCCCAGACCUGCUAACCUUCCUAAGUGGUUCAAAGAGAGCUAAGGAACAACUGAAAAGUUCAAAACCCACACAGUUUCAGUACUUUAGUGAGAUAUGGAGCGUCAGAAACAAGCACAUGGUUAAGAGUGUUGCAGAUAAAUAUGUAUUCCUCUUGGUCCCUUGUUUUAAGGAAGACUGUGUACAUCCACUCUGUAAGAAAGGUAAGCCGCAAAAUGAACCCCUGUGGAGUGAGAACAAUCUACCCAUCUCAUUGCUUCCCUUGCCAGUACCUGAUAAGUCAAGACCAUGGGGUGGAAGCUGUGAAAAAUGUGUUGGCUUCUGUGCUGGGCACUUUCUUCCUCCACGGCAGUGUUUCGAGCACAUCAAGGAACAUGGAAUGCAAGACUGCGCAGUCCCCCCAUCCAUAGUACUAAAAAAGGCUUUUGAAGAUGCAAAACAGAAAGAUGUGCAACUUGAGACGCUGAUUCCAGAAUUAGCAAAGGCGACUCUUCUCACCACUGAUGAGGUAAAAAUGUGGUUCGCUCACCUUCAGCUGGUUAAAGACAGACGCAAAGAGGGGGCUAAAAAGGCAAAAGACACAAGAACCAAGAAGAAAGGUAUCUGUACCAAAAGUUUGCUCCAGUAACAAAAAGUCCACUUGAGACUGACUUUUAAAGUAAAAGGUGAUAGUGUAUCUUUUUUGUACUUUACUUACUAUUACAGCAGAGAAACAACGAAACACUCCAAAUGACAGCGAUGCUGAUGAUGAAGAGGAGCCCUCAUACUGUCCGUGUGGUGCGGAGAACAGUGAUGACAUGAUCUGGUGUGAUGGAGAUGAUGUGUGUACACACAAAUGGUUCCACUACAAAUGUGUUGGCCUUACCUCAAGGACCAUUCCUCCAGGGAAGUGGUUUUGUCCUGGUAAGUGAUGGUUCUUUGUUAGCUGUACAGACUGGAAAGUUUUUGAGUUUAGUGUCUGUUUGUCAUUGACACUGUUUCUGUCAUGUUCUGCAGAUUGCGAGAAGAAGCGAACAAACAAGUGA
Messenger RNA from Porites lobata, 4841 nucleotides. The record is from the annotation of a GenBank genome assembly. NCBI's taxonomy places the organism in Eukaryota, Metazoa, Cnidaria, Anthozoa, Scleractinia, Poritidae.